Messenger RNA from Camelus dromedarius (Arabian camel), 4025 nucleotides. It is a transcript of the gene ZNF395, whose product is annotated as zinc finger protein 395. Gene Ontology annotation, molecular function: RNA polymerase II cis-regulatory region sequence-specific DNA binding; DNA-binding transcription factor activity. NCBI's taxonomy places the organism in Eukaryota, Metazoa, Chordata, Mammalia, Artiodactyla, Camelidae. Gene Ontology annotation, biological process: regulation of transcription by RNA polymerase II. Gene Ontology annotation, cellular component: nucleus. The record is from RefSeq and is a predicted model, not a curated record.
CUUCCCGCGCGGCCUGUGAUCCAUGGAAGGAGAGCGGUGACGUGUCGGACAGCGGCAGCAGCACCACCAGCGGCCACUGGAGCGGGAGCAGCGGCGUCUCCACCCCGUCGCCCCCCCACCCCCAGGCCAGCCCCAAGUAUUUGGGGGACGCCUUUGGUUCUCCUCAAACUGAUAAUGGAUUUGAGACCGAUCCGGAUGCUUUCCUGUUGGAUGAACCAGCGCCUCGCAAGAGGAAGAACUCGGUGAAGGUGAUGUACAAGUGCCUGUGGCCCAACUGUGGCAAAGUCCUGCGCUCCAUCGUGGGCAUCAAACGUCACGUCAAAGCCCUCCACCUGGGGGACACGGUGGACUCCGACCAGUUCAAGCGGGAGGAGGAUUUCUACUACACAGAGGUGCAGAUGAAGGAGGAAGCUGCUGCUCCUGCUGGCGCCCCCGCCGCUGACCCGGCUCCCGCCCCCAGCAUGACCAGCCCACCCCUGGCUGUUCUCUCACCGCCUCCUCCCAAAGCCCAGCCCUCAGGCCCAGAACACCCCGGCCUGGAGUCUUACCUGCCCUCUGCUGCUCUCAGCAAGUCAGCUCCUGGCUCCUUUUGGCACAUUCAGGCCGACCAUGCAUACCAGGCCCUGCCGUCCUUUCAGAUCCCAGUGUCACCACACAUCUACACCAGUAUUAGCUGGGCCGCCGCCCCCUCCACGGCCUCCUCCCUCUCUCCGGUCCGGAGCCGGUCACUAAGCUUCAGCGAGCCCCAGCAGCCACCACCUGCCGUGAAAUCUCACCUGAUCGUCACUUCUCCACCCCGGGCCCAGAGCAGUGCCAGGAAGACCCGCGGGGAGGCCAAGAAGUGCCGCAAGGUGUAUGGCAUCGAGCACCGGGACCAGUGGUGCACCGCCUGCCGCUGGAAGAAGGCCUGCCAGCGCUUCCUGGACUGAGCGGGCCGGUGGCUCGGCCCUUGCGCCCGGAGGACAAAGGCAGACGCGUCCCCAGCCCUCAGCAGAAACCUUAAAAGAUGAAGAGUGGACAGUGGGAGUUUGGGCUCUUUUGGUUAAGGUUUAACACUUAAAACACUUCCCUCUCCCUCCCAGGGACAUUUUAUUUUUUAAAAAAAGAGACAAAAGUUAUUUUUUCCCCCUCAAAUAGGAGAGAGCCAAGACCUACCGAGGGUGUUCUCCAGCAAACCAGAGACCAAAGAAUUGAUUCCCCUCCCCUCCCCUGUCCCGUCUCUCUAGGGGAUUAGUUUGUACAUAGGGAAAGAAGGAACAGCUCAUUCUGUUUCCUGCUGAGUUGGUGAAUUCUUUGCUUUCUUCAUUCUUCCAGAAGGGACUGUGAGCAAGAUGAAUUUACUUUACUUUAAAAAAAAAAAAAAGGUUUCUGGCUGGUGACUCAGAGAGCAGAACCAGGGGAGGAUGGGGUGGGGAGAGCGGGGGUGUCUGUGCUCUGUAAGGUGCAGCCACCCCUCUUGUCUGCCCAAAUCCAAAGGAAGGGAGAUCUUGUCCUCACCGAGCAGCUUCCAUGGAAGUGAAAGUAAACCCCCUCCUUGGUGACGACUGUUUGCAUCUGGGCUCCCUCAGACGCUGGGUCACUGGCUGCUUCUCCAAGCCCAGACUCAGAGGUUUGUAAAGAUAGCUGAGCCAAAAGGCUGAAACGAAUUCCCGUUUUGCAAGGCGGCAGUUAAACACUACCUUGAUCACUCUUUCCUUGAGGAGGGAGAGGGUUUAGCAUUUGUGAAAGCUUCCUGCCCCCGCCGCGGGGUAGGUUCCUCUUUGUCUCCCGUUUCACCAGAGACUUUCCCCAUCUUCCUUCGAGGCUGCAGGCAGGGCUGGCGAAGAAAGCCGACAGAAAGGUAGGUGGCCGCUUCCCCCACGGUGAGAGGGCGUUGAAUGUUCCCCCACUGUUCCGUUGGCUCACCUGCCCCUUUGAGGACAAUCGGGUCUUCUUCCUAAGAUGAUAGAUAGGACAAGACCCUUCAGUCAGUUCAGGAGGCUUCUGGGUUUUACUAGUGUUGGUCCAGUCCAUGGGACGGGGAGGGUCAGUUGGAUGCGGUGUCACCUUCCCAGAUAUCCCUGCUGACGGUGGGAUGAGGGAGGUUAGAGAGAGUCCCGAGGUCACGUGAUGGGGACCUGGGGUUGAAUUAUCAGCUGCUGGUGCUUCUGGAAGCCUCGGGAAUUGAGAGGAGCCUGGACUGCACUGCUUGGGAGGUAAAUAAGCAGAGCUGUUCUUGUUGAGGAGCGAGAUGUGGGGAGCUCAGUGCCACGCCGGCCACUGGUGAACAAAGGCUGGGCCUUUUUUGUUUUGGCGCCUCGCCUCUCUUCUAAGCACGACUGGUUUGGAGAUUCCUCAGGGCCUGUGUCCCAGUCGUCAGGGGCUCAGGGACUGCCACCAAGCCACCUGUCUGGGGACUGAACAGCAGCGUCCACCCCUUGGCUGUGAUCGAGGCUGUCCUCUUGGUCCAGGUGGGAACACCUCGAUACUGAUGCUCUUCAUGUGGGAACCAGGAAGAUGCUUUUCAGUCGGAGACAUGCCGAGUGUUUGAAACCUGCAAACCUAAGAAUAGCAGUGUGAUGUUGUGAAGGGUGAUGGUGACCUGGGUUUGAGGGCAGAAGGGAAAGAUGCCCUCAUACAUGGGUGUCUUUGGUGGUGAUGGGGUAUAUCUUUGUAACUUAGUUAAAAAAAAAAAAGUAUGUGGAAUUCUGUCCCUUGGUAAAGCUUGAAACCUGGCCAGCCAGAGGGGCCCUGGGUUCUUCCUCCUGCCCCUUCGAGCUCCCUGAGAAGUCAAAGCAGAUGCAGGUUGUUGCUGGGCUGACCCCACCCCCACCCCACAGCAUGUCUGACCCGCGAGUGGAGGCGGGGACACAGCCCCACAGCGUCCCCCCUUCCCUUCUUAACCAGAGCGCUUGCUGAGUCUAGUCUUUCGAAAAGCUCUUUUUAUUUCCCCCUCAGCUCGGGCUGUGUAGAUGUAAAUGGAUAUGAAGAUUUUCUCUGAGCGAAGUAGGCUUCUCAGAUCACAGGGCAGAAAAGGAAGAGAGAAAGGAGACAUGGAUGCAACACUUUAAAAACUGAGGGUUUUUUAGUUUUCUUUUUUUUUUUUUUUUUUUAAAAAUGUUCUGGUGCGGCUUUCCCCAUCAGCAUGUGCUCCUGCCUCCUUCCUGGUGGCGGUGGCCUCCUCCGGCCUCCCUCGGCCUCCCUCCUCCCGCUGCUCCGUCUUGUGGCUGUAGUGUUGGUUCCUGACGUGUGGUCUGUCCCGGGGUGGGGGUGGUUUGUGAACUGGUCCAGUGGUCGUGCCUGUUUUCUUCAUCUCUGUGUCUCUCCCUGCUUCCUGGCCCACCUGUGCUUCAGAAUCUGCUAGAAGGUGGGAUGCCGCAGGUGUGCGUGGGAAACUAACAGGACUGAUUGCCAAAAGCAGUUGUCUUGGGAAACUCUAUUCCAGGGGCGUUACCCUCAUUCAGAACCUCUCUCGGAAUUAGUUUUGGAGUCCGUGGUGCCUGCUUUGAGCAGCCUUAAUGAUACUGAAUGUGCAUCUGCUUCUGUUCAUUCGGUGCAGAGAGAGUCCAGCAAAUAGUACCUGUGCUCAAGUGAGGUCACAGAUGCAAAGCACAAGGACCCACGAGCACGUAAGAUGACUUGGGUCUAAUCAUGGGACUUUGAAGCCGGCUGUGAAAAUAGUUUCGUCAUUUCAGAGAGCAGUUUGAGUCAGCCCACGGCCUGACUCCCUGGAGGACACUGUUCAUUUUGUUGUGGAAACUCUGUUUUGUUUGAAAAAAAUCUGUCCUGUUACUUUCUGGUCCUCCCAGGUUCUGACUUUACCAGGGGUAAAAAAAAAAAAAAAAAAAAAAAAAAGAAAGAAAGAAAAAAAAAGAUUUUUAAAAAAAGAAGAGGGAGGUAAAUCCCAUCUGUGAACUUGUCUUCUUGGCUCCUUUCCCCCCAGCUGUCUUCCAAGUAUUAUUUUUACUGUUAAAAAUUUUUUUAAAAAAUGUGAAAUGUAAUGUUUUUACAGCAACAAUAUGAAAUAUAUUUUAUAAAGAAUAAAA